UUAUAAUUCCACGGCGAAGAUUGAAGCGGCAGCGCGAGCAAAAAAGAACCGGCAACACACAAACACCCCACGCCCGCCCUUUAGCACUCUCGGCGUUUCUGCGUUACGCCUGAAAAAUAGAUCGGAACUCGAAGAACUUUCUGGAGUUUGACGACGCCAUUCUUUCUGCUUCUGAUCUUUGAUUUGAUUUUCAGAUUCUCAAAUAACACGACGAAUUGUAGCUAUUGACUGUAUUGGACUGGUGAAAGCUGUGGUCUUUGGUCGUUUUGCUUUUUGAUAUGGCAGAUCCAACUGAACCCGAACCUCAACAGACUGAAGCAGUGUGCAAUUUUUUUAGAAAACCGAUGAAGAACAAGAAUAUUAGAAAGAGAAUGAUUGAUGAGGAUCAGGAUGAGGAUUCAAAAACUCAAACCUCUCUGUUACACAGUCAGAAAAAAGCCCCGAAAGCUGACAAUAAGCUCUACUUUUCUACUGGACCGUCAAAGAAAUCGUCUGAAUCAAAUGCAGAACCUGAAAGGUUGUUAUUUCAAUUCGAGUCUUCUAAGGAAAUUCAAGUUCAGCAUGAUAGUAGAGCAACUGCAACUCUAGAAACUGAGACUGAGUUUUCGAAAGAUGCCCGGGCCAUUCGUGAGAGAGCUCUAAAGCAAGCUGAUGAUGCUUUGAAGGGUAAAAAAAUGAGUUCUGGUGAUGAAAAGUUGUACAAGGGGAUUCAUGGGUAUACUGAUCAUAAAGCUGGGUUUCGAAGAGAGCAAACGAUUUCAAGUGAGAAAGCUGGUGGAUCACAUGGGCCUCUCAGGGCUUCUGCUCACAUAAGAGUGUCAGCAAGGUUUGAUUAUCAGCCGGAUAUAUGUAAGGAUUAUAAAGAAACUGGUUACUGUGGGUAUGGAGAUUCAUGCAAGUUUAUGCAUGAUCGAGGGGAUUACAAGUCUGGGUGGCAGAUGGAGAAAGAAUGGGAGGAAGCAGAAAAGGCAAGGAAGAGAAAUUUGGCCUUGGGAAUGGACGACGAGGAGGUUGGGGGUGCAGGGCACGAUGAUGAUGACGAAGAUGAGCUGCCAUUUGCUUGUUUCAUUUGUAGGGAAAAUUUUGUGGAUCCUGUCAUGACGAAAUGCAAACAUUACUUCUGUGAGCAUUGCGCUUUAAAGCAUCAUGCGAAGAACAAGAAGUGUUUUGUGUGCAAUGAACCUACUCUUGGCAUCUUCAAUGCAGCUCAUGAAAUACGCAAAAAGAUGGCUGAAGCUGGGUGCUGAGUGGAGUGACUGAAGGUCCCUUGCUGCCUCCUGUUUUUCCUUCUCCCCGGCCGCAACCAUCGCUGUCAUAGUUGAUGCUGCAACAUAAGCAGCCACCUCUGAUUUAUAUACUCGCUGAGGUCUCUCACCAUCUUCAACGGGCUGGUCUCCGUCCUUGACUGGUUGGUUUCCAGUACUGCUUGAAUCAGUACAAUCACCUUCCUGCUGAGGUUGAAUGCCAUGAGAAAGAAGGCCCUGUGCACGUGAUUGGACAUAAGAUGCAGCUGAGGCAGCAAUCCCAUAAGCAAGAGAUGUGCGGAUGGGGUGAUUCUGCUCAGGUUCCUCCGUGUUCCCUGAGUUGGAUUUGGCAACUACAAGGGUAGCUGCAGGGGCGUGAGUCGCGUCAUGAUCAAGCUUCUCUUUCACGGCAGCAGCCUCCGCUUUCUUUUCUAAAGAAGAUGUGACAAAGUGUAGGCCGUAAUAUCUCCUCAAAUCCAUGGCCUGCAUAUUAAUGGAUGAAUUACUAGUGUUAGAUGCAUAUUUUGCUUGGGCUGGCAUUACCUCUCUGGGCUGAUGAAUGAUGAAGGAAGUAGAUUACUGACUA
Messenger RNA from Populus nigra (black poplar), 1830 nucleotides. Its product is annotated as zinc finger CCCH domain-containing protein 1. NCBI's taxonomy places the organism in Eukaryota, Viridiplantae, Streptophyta, Magnoliopsida, Malpighiales, Salicaceae. Gene Ontology annotation, biological process: snoRNA splicing. The transcript is spliced from 5 exons. Gene Ontology annotation, cellular component: U2-type spliceosomal complex. Bases 279 to 1247 code for a protein of 322 amino acids. Gene Ontology annotation, molecular function: metal ion binding. The record is from RefSeq and is a predicted model, not a curated record.